AUGUCCUCUUAUUGUCUGGACGAUUGCCUUCAACAGUACAUUAAAAAUUUUGAGAGGGAGAAGAUUAAUGGGGAGCAGCUACUACAUAUUACUCACCAGGAACUAGAAGAACUGGGUGUGACUCGAAUUGGGCACCAGGAAUUGAUUUUGGAAGCAGUUGAUCUGCUGUGCGCUUUGAACUAUGGGUUGGAGACAGAAAAUCUGCGAACACUGUCCCACAAGCUGAAUGCCUCGGCCAAAAAUCUGCAGAAUUUUAUAACGGGUAGGCGGAGGAGUGGUCACUAUGACGGCAGGGCUUCCAGGCGACUGCCUAACGACUUCCUAACCUCUGUAGUAGAUUUGAUUGGUGCUGCUAAGAAUUUGCUGGCCUGGUUGGACAGGUCUCCCUUUGUCAGUGUUACUGAAUAUUCACUUCUGAAGAACAACAUUGUUCAGCUGUGCCUGGAACUAACCACAAUCGUGCAGCAGGAUUGCACAGUUUAUGAAACCGAAAAUAAAAUUCUUCAUGUGUGUAAAACUUUGUCUGGGAUCUGUGAUCACAUCAUUUCUCUUUCAUCUGACUCUCUGGUGUCACAAUCAGCGCAUCUAGAAGUUGUUCAUCUCACCAAUAUCUUGCCAAGUGAAGGACUGGGAAUGUACAUUAAAUCUACAUAUGAUGGACUGCAUGUGAUCACAGGGACUACAGAACAUUCUCCCGCAGACCAGUGCAAGAAAAUCCAUGCAGGAGAUGAAGUUAUUCAGGUGAACCAUCAGACUGUGGUUGGCUGGCAGCUGAAGAAUCUAGUAAAUGCUUUGAGAGAAGAUCCGAGCGGGGUGAUUUUAACUCUGAAAAAGAGACCGCAGAAUACACUUGCAUCAGCUCCAGCCCUUCUGAAGAAUGUGAGGUGGAAACCUCUUGCACUCCAGCCUGUAAUUCCAACCAGUCCUACAAGUGGAAACACAACACCUACUGGUACAAUAGGGAUGUCAUCCAAGGUGGACAGCUCAACUCUUCAUGACGUUUUCAUUCUUUCUCCUGUGUCCGGACUUUAUAGUCCAAGGGACGAAAUUGGGAUUAUGUCGUGUGAUGAUGUUAAUAAAUACGGAGUGGGAAAGUCAGGAAUGAAAGGCUCAGAAUCUCCCAGCUAUUUCCUCGAGCAUGAAAGUGGCAAAUAUUACACGUUAAUUGAAGGUGAGGGACAUCAAGUUGGCUCAGAAUAUGAAAGAGGUAGAUCUACAGGGGUGCGGAGAAGAGAAAAGACACCAACACACGGUGAUUUAAGGCCGGUUUCCAUGCCAACAGAAUACAACUGGAUAGGGGAGUCUAAGGAACCAAAUAUGUACAAAAGAGACUCUGAAAAUUCUCUCUUGCGCUACCUGAGUGAUGAUAAAAUUUUGGUUAUACAAGAGGAACCUGUGACUCAAAAAGACAACAAGCGGGAUACAGGACGAAGGUCCAGAAAAAAAGGCAAAAACCCUGGCAGCCCAAGUUAUCCUAUUAGCCCAUCAAUGAUCACCUCCACUGGAAGGCUGGACCCUAUCCAACAAGAUGCCUUGAAUUUUACGUUAGCUGAGAGCAACACGGUACCACUCUAUCAUACUUUCCAUUACGCAUCUUUGAGAGUAAAAACCAAAAAAAGAUCAAAAGGUAGUUCACUAACCAGCGGGAGCAGAAGGCGGAUUUCAUGCAAGGACUUGGGCCACGGUGACUGUGAAGGCUGGUUGUGGAAAAAGAAAGAUGCCAAAGGCUAUUUUACACAGAAGUGGAAAAAAUAUUGGUUCAUACUAAAGGAUUCUUCACUCUACUGGUACACCAACCAAAAUGAUGAGAAAGCAGAAGGAUUUAUCAGUUUACCAGAAUUCAGGAUAGAUCGAGCCAUUGAAUGCAGAAAGAAACAUGCCUUCAAAGCCUGUCAUCCGAAAAUUAAGAGUUUCUUCUUUGCUACUGACUGUCUUGAAGAGAUGAAUAGAUGGAUGAAUCGUCUUGGCCUUGCAGCUAUUGGGUACACACCAGAUGAAAAGGAUAUUAGACCGAAUGAAGACUACUGGAGUGAAAGUGACCAGGAUGACGUUGAUGGUUCCCUAACUUUGAAACAGGAAGGUCCCUCAACAAUGACAGACACUUACCACAGAACUUCCUCAGCCAAUUCUUCCAGUCCAUUUCCGGAACCAAAGCAUGGACGUCAUUUUUCAAGUGAAUCAACAUAUUCCCAUUCUUCAGCAGAGGAGUCAAGACCAGAUGCCACUGGAAGUUCACAUUCCUCUGGGUGCAGGCCCACUUACAGAGAGAGGCGUUCAUGGCAGGAUCUUAUAGAAACCCCUUUAACUAGUUCAGGACUUCAUUUCCUUCAGACUGUUCCUCCAGAUGCUGAAUAUGUAGCAGGGCGAACGGGGAUGUCUCCAGAAAGAAGAAGACAAGCAACGUUACCAGUCCAAAGAAGACACAAUCAUGAACGAGAUGGACCAUUUCCUUUAGCUGAAUGUCCUAGGGGACAUAUUGCACAUGCUAGGACACAAAAGCAACGUAGCCAAAGCCUGCCACGGAAUAGAGAUGCUAGAGGGAAAUGUCGUGGUAAGACAGGAGGGCAACUAGAGGAAAAAUCUGAAGAUGAAUUUUUGAAAAGGAAACAUAGCAACUGUAAUAAAGAAGAAAACAAGAAAGAGAACAAAUCUAGUACAGAUGGGCUGCAGGAGCUCUACAGGACACUGGAACAAGCCAGCUUAUCAGCAUUUGGUGAACAGAGGCCUUCAACCAAGCAAGAGUUCAAGAGAUCUUUUAUUAAAAGGUGCAAUGACCCCAUUAUGAAUGACAAGCUGCAUCGCAUCAGAGUCCUGAAAAGCACUUUAAAAGCAAAAGAAGGUGACCUGAAAAUCAUCAACAACCUCUUGGAUGACCCAAACGUGACAUCAAAAAAAUUCAAAGAAUGGAAGCAAAGAAACUAUGAGUUUUAUGUGGAUAUUUGUGAGUACAGCGGAACCUUGAAACCUCAGAACGGUGCCUCGGAACUUGCUUCACCAGCAACCCAACUAACACACACGCACUCCUUUAUUGAAACGCAUGUCUGA
Molecule: messenger RNA, 3045 nt
Organism: Bombina bombina (fire-bellied toad)
Lineage: Eukaryota; Metazoa; Chordata; Amphibia; Anura; Bombinatoridae
Product: connector enhancer of kinase suppressor of ras 2-like
Exons: 22
Coding region: 1-3045 (1014 amino acids)
Biological process (GO): regulation of signal transduction
Cellular component (GO): cytoplasm; membrane
Molecular function (GO): protein binding
Source: RefSeq, a predicted model, not a curated record